Salpingoeca rosetta is the source of this 522-nucleotide messenger RNA. RefSeq lists its product as uncharacterized. The transcript has 8 exons. NCBI's taxonomy places the organism in Eukaryota, Choanoflagellata, Craspedida, Salpingoecidae. Bases 1 to 522 code for a protein of 173 amino acids. The record is from RefSeq and is a predicted model, not a curated record.
AUGAGUGUUCGUAGGAGUGCGCUGCGGAGGCAGUUGCAGCGCCUGUUUGCGUACAACCACUGGGCAAAUACCAAGAUCCUGCACUGCAUGGCGCAGGUGAAAGCGGAGGAUGACCACAGCGACAGCCUUUGCAUGCGGUCCAUGCAUGGAACGCUCUCGCACAUCAUCCUCGGCUCAAGGCUGUGGUUCCUGCGAAUGACAGGUGGCGAUGUUUCCAAGUACAAUCACCUAUGGAAGACUCCCUACGCCGCACCAGGCGACACCUCAUCACCGUGGGAGACGGUGUUUGAUCCAGCAGAUCUUGCCAAGGAGCUGCAGCACGAACACGACUCGUGGGUUGGCUUGAUCGAGUCCCUGUCUGAUGAUGAGCUGGAGCAGUCGUUCUCCUACCAGGACACAAAGGGCAACUCCUAUUCAUCCGUUCGCUCUGAUAUCAUGGUCCACAUUGUCAACCACAGCACCCACCACCGCGGCCAGAUAUCCCCUCUUUUCCUCUCCACGGAAAGUUACUGGAAGCUAUAA